GACCUGGAUCCUUUGUGCCAGGCUCUAUGCUUUCCGCACUUCUCAAAGCAGUGUGGGAUCAUCACCUCCUGCCUCUCAGAAUCGGUUGUAAGCAGCGGGCGGCGAAACGUCGUGAAGCUCGUCCUGCCGCAGGACAUGUCGGCCAUCUCCGGUGCGUCUACGCAGCACACGAUUCGCGUUUCGCAGCUGUCACUUCCCGUCCUCGGAUUCUUCGGUACGCCGCUCGCGGGCCAGGUCUCCCUGCCCGACGACACGCGCGUACACUUCACCGAGUCUUCGGGAGUCUUUCUGUGGAAGGCCCCGCGCCGGACGCCGAGUGCAACAGCUGGUUCGGUGGUCGUUACGCCGGGCGAUGGCAAUCAAGCUCCCUUCCGUGGUCAGACCAACAACGUUUUGUACCUUCGCCUGCUGCUUGGGGUCAGCCUAUUCGCCGAGCUCAAGGACGGCGAUGCCACGAUGACCGUGCAGAUACCGCCAGGCUAUGCUUGUCUCGAUGCAGGGGCCGCUCCCACAACACUUCGCAUUUUCGGUUCCAGCGUUCCACAAGGACGCGGUGAUCUGCCAGAGGUGGGCACUGGAGGCUGGUCCUUCGGAAAUGGAUGCACGUACAGCCUGAGAGCCGGCGAGCUGAUUCCAGCAGGAUCACAGGUCUUUGUGCGCGUGGUCGUGAAUCAGCCAGACUUGCCCCUGGCUUUGGGUGACGAAACGAGCCUAGACCAAAAGAU
Symbiodinium sp. CCMP2456 is the source of this 725-nucleotide messenger RNA. The record is from the annotation of a GenBank genome assembly. Lineage: Eukaryota; Dinophyceae; Suessiales; Symbiodiniaceae.